AUGGGAUUUAGCAUUAUGAUCGGUUUGGCAGGAUUAUCAAUGGGUAUUUAUUCAAUCGUUCGUUUAUCCAAAGAUAAUAGUACACAAGGGACUAGUUCGCUUGGAUACCGUUGGUAUACAGCAGGAACUACCGUUGCUGGUACUGGAUCUUCUACGAGUCCACUAUCUUCUCGACUCUAUGGUCCCAGGAAGAUAUGUUUUGGUGCAACCAGUUUGCUUUAUAUUGCCGAUGUGUACGAUAAUAGAAUUCAAGCAUGGAAAGUUGGUGAUUCGACAGGAACAACUGUAACCGGCGGAUCAAAUGCAGUGGCAGGCAAUACAUCAACUGAUUUGAACAACCCUUUUAGCGUUUAUGUAGACUCGAAUAAUAAUACUUAUGUAGCUGAUACCUACAAUCAUCGGAUUCAAUUUUGGUCUAGUGGAGCACUAAACGGAACAACACUCAUCGGUACCGGUGUAAAUGGUUCUGCACUGAAUCAACUAAACUAUCCUCGAGAUCUUACCUAUGAUUCAUCUUCGAACAUUCUUUACAUAUCAGACACUGACAAUCAUCGGAUUUUAAGUUAUACAUCAGGUGCAUCCAACGGUAUUGUAGUUGCUGGUGGUAAUGGACCAGGUACGACGUACAAUCAGUUAUUCAGUCCAGAUGGUAUUUAUUUUGAUUCAUCGUCAAACAGUUUGUAUAUUACCAACUUUGGUGCUCAUACAAUCGUCCGAUGGAUUGUCGGUUCUAGUGGAUGGACACUUGUGGCAGGAUCUAUUGGUUCUGCUGGUAGUACAUCAACAUUGCUAAAUAGUCCAUCAGACGUCUUACUUGAUUCGAAUGGUAACGUCUAUGUAGCUGAUACAGGCAAUCAUAGGAUACAGUUUUUUCUUUCUGGUCAACGAAAUGCAACGACUAUUGCUGGUGUCACAGGAACUGUUGGCAAUUUAUAUACUUUACUGAAUUCUCCACGUUCAUUAGACCUGGACAAACAAUUAAAUCUUUAUGUAUCGGACACAGGCAACAAUCGCAUACAAAUGUUCACUCGAUAUUAA
Molecule: messenger RNA, 1038 nt
Organism: Rotaria sp. Silwood1
Lineage: Eukaryota; Metazoa; Rotifera; Eurotatoria; Philodinida; Philodinidae
Source: the annotation of a GenBank genome assembly